Messenger RNA from Solea solea (common sole), 1744 nucleotides. RefSeq lists its product as uncharacterized. The record is from RefSeq and is a predicted model, not a curated record. Gene Ontology annotation, biological process: biosynthetic process. The coding region runs from base 229 to 1377 and encodes 382 amino acids. Gene Ontology annotation, molecular function: strictosidine synthase activity. The transcript has 9 exons. Lineage: Eukaryota; Metazoa; Chordata; Actinopteri; Pleuronectiformes; Soleidae.
GUUUUGGUUCGUGUCGUUGAGUAUCGGUUCAACUGUUGAUUAAUGUAAAGUUGUUACUUUUCUGACCGGAAAUGUAUGAAAAUACUGAUGAGUAAAACUAGAGCUUUUAUUUUGAAAGUCGUCGCCGGAUGUCAUUGCACUGCAGCUUGUUUUCCUCUGAAGGCUCUGUUUUCGUCAGUGUAGCGUGAAAUCCCGCUGGACGAACCCACGCAGACUCUCAACUCAAACAUGUUGAGUUGUGGAUCAUUACUCGUGGUUCUGCUCGCUGUGUCUGCUGGACUUUACAUGCUGCCUUCACCUAUUCACCCCAGACCUCACAUACUGAAAGGACCGCCUCCAGAACUCGUGGGUCCUCUGGCUGUAAACAAUCGUCUUCACAACGGACGCAGACUUUUCUCUGGAGAACUUCACGGACCAGAAUCCUUCACUGCAGACGAGAACGGUCAUGUUUACACAGGAACAGUUGAUGGAAAGUUAUGGAGAAUUUCUCCUGAUGAUUCUCUGACUCUGAUCACACAGAUGGGACAGAAUCUUCCAGAGUGCAGCAGUCCAGACUAUGAGCCUCUGUGUGGUCGUCCUCACGGCGUUCGUCUGGACGCCGACGGUCAGCUGAUUGUUGCAGAUUCGUACCUGGGACUUUUCAGUGUUGACGUGAAAACUGGAGCAAAGACGUUGUUGUUGUCAAACUCUGAGGGAGCUGACGGCGUCCCCUUCUCUUUUCUAAACGGUUUGGACAUUUCCUCACAAACUGGGAUGAUUUAUUUCACCGACUCAUCCAGUCGCUGGGGACGGAGACAUGUCAAACUGGAGGUGCUGGAGCUGAACAGCCUGGGUCGUCUUGUGUCGUUUGAUCCUCAAACACAAAAAGUCAAAGUUCUGCUGGAUUCUCUCUUCAUGCCCAACGGCAUCGUUCUGUCUCCGGGCGAAGACUUCCUGCUGCUGGCUGAGACCAGCGUGGGACGCGUCCUCAGAUUUUGGUUGAAGGGUCCGAAGGCCGGAACGAAGGAAGUUGUCAUGGACAACAUGAUCGGUUACCCUGACAACAUCCGCCUGAGUGACCACGGAACAUUCCUUGUUGGAAUAACAACACCGCGGUUCCGGAGGUUCCUUCCUCCGUUCUUGGAUAUGAUUGCUCCAUAUCCAGCUGUGAAAAGAUUCUUGGCAAAGGUGAUUCCACUCACUUGGUAUAAUCUGCUGCUGCCACGUUACGCUCUGGUCCUGGAGCUGGGAUUAGACGGCGAGUUGGUGGGAACGCUUCAUGACCCCGAAGGUCGUCUGACGUGGGCCAUCAGCGACGUGUUCCAGCACCGAGGAAGGACGUACCUGGGCAACACUGAACUGUCGUUCCUGCCUGUUCUGGAGCGCUGGGAAAACUGACGAUGGAGACGGAAAACUGGCUCCUCCCUUUUAUUUCCUUUUAUUUUAUUUUAAACAUGUUUGUCGAGCAGCGAAGAGGAAAGUUAAUUUGAUUUUUUUCCAGGUUUUAUCAUAUUUAACUUCUGCAGUCGUUCACAGAUGUCACUCUUUUCCAUGUCCUCCUGGAGAAUUCCUUGGUUUUCCAGGACAGAAAAAUAAUAAACUCAUUUCAGUUUCCUUCUCGGUUACGACUCAGAAAUAGGACGAUGGUGGGCAGUAGAACGUUAAACUAUAUUAAGUCCAGGAGAAGAAAAAGUUAAUCUGGAGAGAUUAAUCAGAUUAUAUAUUAAUAUCAUUAGAAUGUGGUGAAAUAAAUGAUUAAUUCUGA